Messenger RNA from Oldenlandia corymbosa var. corymbosa, 1101 nucleotides. The record is from the annotation of a GenBank genome assembly. NCBI's taxonomy places the organism in Eukaryota, Viridiplantae, Streptophyta, Magnoliopsida, Gentianales, Rubiaceae.
AUGAACACUGAAACUAAUGAUGCAAUCAUGGCAGAAGCCAAUCCAGCACCACUCCCUCAAGCUAUUGCUCAGGCAGAGGAGCCCUCCCUUCUUGAUAUCUUUCUACUGCUAAAACAAAUCCAAGUCCGUAUGGAAGAGGGAUUCAAGAAGAUCAAUGACAAGCUCGAAAAUCUUGAGGAUACCAUCAAGAACAUGGAGAAUGAUUUCAAGGAGGUGAACAAGCGCAUUGACAAGAAAGCAAAUCCACGACGAAAAAGCCCGAGGAAGCGCAAAGAACCUGAAACUGCAGUUGAGACCCAAGUGUCAAAAAAGGGUAAGGUCCAGAAGAAAAAGAAGGAUGUUGUGCUCCAUGGUCCAAAGGAUAUGGUUCGCGUGUUUGAAGAGGAUCCCCUAAAUGCUGUACCUCCUGAGGCUCCUGCUGAACCGCAAGAACAUGAAAAGGCAACCAAGACAUUCAUCACCAGAAUGACUCCCAGCAUGUUGCUUGGGUUCAUCGAACAUAUGAAAAAGAAAAGACCACAGCAGGUUGAGGCGGUGAAGGAGAUAGGGUUUGGGGCGCUGCUGGAGUUGGACAUCAAGACCGUGCCGCCCCAACUCUUUAUCUUCCUGGCCGACCACUUUGAGCCCAGCUCAAGAAAUCUAUCAUUCCCAAAUGGAGAGCAUUUCAAUAUUGAGGAAGAGGAUAUGCUUGCUAUGCUUGAUUGCCCUGUGGAAAGAAAGAAGUUGAGCUCUUCACACCAUCUGAGUGCCUGGAAGAGGAACACGCUCCCUUUGUGGAGCAAUGGAAGCGUAGCUGCUCGGCCAUUACCACUCUUUAACUUGAUUUCAAACAUGACACAAAACUUUGCUGGUAUUCAAGCUAUUGAAAAGGAGCUUCAAAUCCAUCCAAGCCCUUCAAUGAAUAAACUUCUUCAAAACUUUACAGAUGCUCUAAUCUCCACUACAGCAGAACCACCAGCUGUAGAGACAUCAUCAUGCCACGGCAAUGGUAUUUUGUAUGAAGACGAGCAGUUUCUCAAGUCCAUGGAAGUUUGCAUGCAGAUUGUGGACAUGGUUAUUUCAGAAAACAAAAAAGCAAAUGACGAUGUCGUUGCUUCUUAA